Messenger RNA from Lymnaea stagnalis (great pond snail), 705 nucleotides. NCBI's taxonomy places the organism in Eukaryota, Metazoa, Mollusca, Gastropoda, Lymnaeidae. The record is from the annotation of a GenBank genome assembly.
AGAAACAUGCUGGCCCAGAUUUCUCAGUUUCUUGCUGUUGACCCAAGCAAUUUUCCUAAAAAUGAGCAUAUUAUUGUCGGUGAUAGGUCCCAGGAAGGUGGUUUCUUGAUACAUUAUUUCCUAAACUUGUGUCUGAAGCAAAAGAGACCUGUAGUUUUCGUCGGUCUGUCCCAGUCUUUUAGUCAUUACAAUACUGUUGCCCAAAAGCUUGGGACCAACCUACUUUUGGCCCGGGAUGAGAACAAAAACCUAAUUUUCAUAGAAGGUCUAAAUCUGCUAAGUGACUGUGUGCGUCUAUAUCCUAGUGAUUCAACUGAAUCUAAUAGUUUUUUCAGUCUUUUAAAAGGUGAUAUUACAUUUUUUCUCGAAGAAAUUGGUAAAUCUAUUUCUAAUUUUACCAAACUAGAAUCACCAAAUGCCCCAGUUGUUAUUGUUGAUGAUUUAUUUAUCCUCCUGAGAGCAGGGGCUACUACAAGAGACAUAAUCUAUUUGGUUGAUACCCUCUAUGAUUUGUUAACAUCAGGACCAAAUAAAGGUUCAUUAAUUCUAUUAUCACAUCUGGAAAAUAGCGAUGAUGAAACAGAUGAAGCCUGGGCUUAUAUGCGUCAAAUGUGCAGCAUAAAAAUUGAGGUUUCAGAUCUAAAAUCAGGCUAUUGCAAAGAUGUACAUGGACAGGUAUGCACUGUAAAUCACUUUGAUCAAUAA